Messenger RNA from Paramisgurnus dabryanus, 570 nucleotides. The record is from RefSeq and is a predicted model, not a curated record. Lineage: Eukaryota; Metazoa; Chordata; Actinopteri; Cypriniformes; Cobitidae.
GUAAUCAUCUGUGGGAGAUUGUGACCUAACAGUGAGAUGUGGAUGUACAGUUGUCUCUGUGUACUUUUCGAAGUUAUCAUCACUACACAUGCCAGCUCUGCCCAAGAGAAUCUGGCAUUAGGAGGACAGGCUGUACAGUCAUCCACGGGAAUUGUUGGUUGGGAAGCAGACAAGGCCAUUGACACUUCACCCUUCAGCUGCACCCAUACAGACACAACUGAUAACCCCUGGUGGAGAGUGGAUCUUCUGGAUUCUUACUACAUCUCUACAGUCGUCGUCACUAACAGACCAAACUGCUGUCCAGAACGACUUAAUGGAGCAGAAAUUCAUAUCGGAAACUCUUUGGAGAACGACGGCAACAAUAAUUCAAGGUUAAGUGAUUAUAGUAACUGUUGCGAGGACAGUCAUGGGGGGGUCAUCUUCUUGACGGCCUGGUGGGUGACUGAAGGGAAAGAGUUCAGCAUCCUAACAGCCUGGUGGAAGAAGCUGCUGCUGAUUCUGGUGGUGCGGGAGCAGUGGCGGCUCCAGAGAUUUUCUGAUGCAGGUGCUAUGGGGAUGCUCAAUACUUAA